Molecule: messenger RNA, 1330 nt
Organism: Daktulosphaira vitifoliae (grape phylloxera)
Lineage: Eukaryota; Metazoa; Arthropoda; Insecta; Hemiptera; Phylloxeridae
Gene: Sdhaf3
Product: succinate dehydrogenase assembly factor 3, mitochondrial
Exons: 3
Coding region: 123-518 (131 amino acids)
Biological process (GO): mitochondrial respiratory chain complex II assembly; succinate metabolic process
Cellular component (GO): mitochondrial intermembrane space; mitochondrion
Source: RefSeq, a predicted model, not a curated record
CAAUUCAUUCGGUUACACUGUGCAUUUCUUAUCAGAACAAUUUUUUAACAAUAACUGACAACAAUAUUGAUUUUAUUUGAUUGAAUGACAAUUUAUUUGAAUUGUGACUUCAUUUGAAGGGUAUGUCUAAUUUGAAUCAUGUUCAACAAGUUCGUUUAUUGUAUAAAUCAAUAUUAAGGCUACAUCGUGGAUUACCACAAGAAUUAAAAGAACUUGGUCAAACAUAUGUGAAGGAUGAAUUUCGCAGGCAUAAAAAUUGUAACCCGGCUGAAGCACAUAUUUUUAUGUUGGAAUGGACUAAAUACACAUUGACAUUAUCUGAGCAACUUUUAAAAAAUGCGAAAUCUAAUGUUGGCUUUGGCAAGAAUCUAGAUGUACAGUCUGAAAUAUUGGAUUCAUUUACAGAUGAUCAGAUGCUACAACUUUAUGAAAUGCUUAAAGUAACUACUGGAGUUAAAGAUGAAAUAGUUGAAGCUGAACUUACUCAACAGGCUCAAAAUGAUACUUUUAAGAAAUAAUUGUUCUUCACUGGAUUUCAAUGAGUAAUAUAUUCACACCCUUAAGAAAUAUUAGUCAUAGAUGUGAAUAAAAAGUUUCUCAUUCUUACUGAAAAUAACCACUAUAAUUAGAUAUUAUGUUCAUAAAUUUAAAAUUUGGUUUAAUGAUUUAAAUUUAAUGUAACCUUAAGUAAAAGAACUGAUGUUAUAUGAAGACUGCCUACUGUUAAAGAUACAUAUAUAGAAUUAAAUUAUGGUGGUUAUUAAAUAAUAUUUUAAAUUGAAUAUAUUAAUAAAAAUGUAAAAUUUGAGAUAAAGAUUAAAUGUUAUUUUUAACAAUUUGGAAAUAUUCAUUAGACACUUAAUUAGUUUUUAAAUAUGAGCAAAUAUUAAGUUUGAAUUACUAUUUAUAUAUGCAAUCUGAACUGAAUAAAUAAUUCUUCAUAACUUCAUUAUAUUAUCAAAUAGAAAAUAAUUAAGUUAAGAAUUAAAAUUAAAUAUUUAUUCAUUUAUCUUAAUAAACAAAAUAUUGAUGUUUAUUUUUAUAAAUUGUAAAAUAUCAUUAUCUAGAUUACUUAUAAAUAUUUAUUUAAUUAAAAUGUUAUUUAAAUUAUUAGUUUGUAUACAGUUUUAUUUAUCAGAGUUAGGCUGUGAGCAUGUAUUUGACAACUAGAUAUAUCUAAUGAGCCACCACAUGUUGAGGCUUGAAAAUUUGGAAUUCACAUUUAUUUAGACCAAUCGAUGAGAAGCUUUUCUUAAACUCAAACCAAGCUUUUAUUAUUUUUUCUAACAACCGCAUUUGAUUUCUCUAAUUUAUAGUUUAAAUAUAAGUG